AUGGCGCCCGCAGCUGGAGGAAAGAAGCAAAAGAAGAAGUGGUCCAAGGGCAAGGUCAAGGACAAGGCCCAGCACGCCGUCAUCCUCGACAAGACCACCUCUGAGAAGCUCUACAAGGAUGUCCAGUCCUACCGCCUGGUCACCGUUGCCACACUCGUCGACCGCAUGAAGAUCAACGGCUCCCUGGCCCGCCAGGCCCUUGCCGACCUCGAGGAGAAGGGCAUCAUCAAGCCCGUUGUCACCCACAGCAAGAUGAAGGUUUACACUCGCGCCGUUGGCUCCUCUUAA
This is a messenger RNA of Clonostachys solani, 288 nucleotides long. NCBI's taxonomy places the organism in Eukaryota, Fungi, Ascomycota, Sordariomycetes, Hypocreales, Bionectriaceae. The record is from the annotation of a GenBank genome assembly.